CAGGCAGCGGCUCACACACACACGGGCUCUGAGAGAAAGAGAGAGAGAGCGAGAGAGAGAGAGAGAGAGAGAGAGAGAGAGAAAGAGGCGGAAGACGGAGGCUGACUGUCACUGCUUUUUAUUUAUACACGUUUCAUAUGAGCGCACGGACUCGCCCGGCAUAUUGAAGAAGCAUGUGGACGGGAGCAGGAAAGCUGCUGCUCGUACAGUUGUUACUGGUGAAGGCUCUUCACGCUAAAGGAACCAGAACGGAUUGUGAAACUGGACAGUUUCAGUGCAAGAACGGCAGAUGUAUCCCCACGCCAUGGCGAUGCGAUGAAGACGAUGACUGCUCUGACAACAGUGAUGAAGAGAACUGUCCGAAGAAGACAUGUGCUACGACAGACUUUGCCUGUAAGAAUGGACAGUGUGUGCCAGCUCGCUGGAGAUGUGACGGGGAGCCUGAGUGUGCAGAUGGUUCUGACGAAGCUGACUCUACCUGCAAUCGGCAAACCUGUCCCCCUGAGAAGUUUGACUGUGGUGGUACUACAAGCAAGUGUGUGUCGCUGUCCUGGCGCUGUGACGGAGAGAGGGAUUGUGAAAACGGAGCAGACGAGGAACAGUGUGCUGCCGAUGCCAAGGCUUGCCCAGCUAAGGAGUUCCAGUGUCGGAAUCGGGUAUGUGUGGCACCCACGUUUGUGUGUGAUGGUGAUGACGACUGUGGCGAUGGCAGCGAUGAAGAGAAGUGCACAGCAUCCACAGCCAGCACAUGCGGCCCCCACGAGUUUCGCUGCAAUGAUUCGGAGUGUAUUCCCGCUCUGUGGAGCUGCGACGGAGAUCCUGACUGCGGAGAUAAAUCAGACGAGUCCAUCGAGCGCUGCAGCCGCAGAACGGAGCCACAGAAACCCCGGUGUCCAGCUGGGGAGUUCCAGUGCGGCAGCGGAGAGUGUGUCCACUUCAACUGGAAGUGUGACGGUGACGCAGACUGCAAGGACAAGUCAGACGAGGCAAACUGUCCUCUGUUGACCUGCAGACCAGAUGAGUUCCAGUGUGGUGACGGGUCCUGCAUUCAUGGCACUAAGCAGUGUAACCGAGUGCAUGACUGCCCUGACUUCAGUGAUGAAGCGGGCUGCAUCAACAAGACUACUAAGUGUGAUGGACCUCUGAAGUUUAUGUGUAAAAAUGGAGAGUGUAUUGAUAGUAACAAGGUCUGCGAUAGCAUCAAAGACUGCAAGGACUGGUCAGACGAGCCGAUGAAGGAGUGCGGCCUGAACGAAUGUGCCAAUAACAAUGGCGGCUGUUCUCACAUAUGCAAGGACCGGCGGAUAGGCUACGAGUGCGAGUGUCCGUCGGGGUACAAACUGCUGGAUAAGAAGACCUGUGGAGAUAUUGAUGAAUGUGAGAACCCAGACAUCUGCAGUCAAAUUUGCAUCAACUACAAAGGUGACUACAAGUGCGAAUGCUACGAGGGUUACGAAAUGGAUCCAGUUACCAAGACCUGUAAAGCUGUCGGCAAGAGCCCAUACCUGAUGUUCACCAACCGCCACGAGAUCCGUCGGAUUGAUCUGAUAAAGAAGGACUACACCCAGGUGGCGCCCACUCUGAAGAAUGCUGUUGCACUGGAUGUAGAUGUCAACACCAAUAAGAUGUACUGGUGUGAUCUCUUUCACCGCAAGAUCUUCAGUGCAUAUAUCAACAAAGCCAGUAACUCUUCUGAACAAACCACACUUAUUGACUCAGCACUACAUUCCCCAGAAGGCAUAGCGGUGGACUGGGUGCAUAAAAACAUCUACUGGACUGAUUCUGGACACAAGACCAUCUCUGUUGCUACCAGUGAUGGAAAGAAGAGAAAAGUAUUGCUUGACUCUGAACUAAGUGAACCACGUGCAAUUGCUGUUGACCCGAGACAAGGGUUUAUGUAUUGGUCAGACUGGGGAGCAACGGCCAAGAUUGAAAAAUCUGGGAUGAAUGGUGUGGACCGCCAGGUGCUGGUCUCAGAGAGAAUUGAGUGGCCUAAUGGGAUUGCACUAGAUUUAUCCAGCAGACGUCUGUACUGGGUGGACUCCAAGCUCCACCUUAUCUCCAGUGUGGACCUAAAUGGAGACAACCGAAGAGUUCUGCUCUCCUCUAUGGAUCAUCUGGGUCAUCCUUUUGCUCUCACUCUAUUUGAGGACCGAGUGUAUUGGACAGACCUGGAGGAUGAAGCCAUCUACAGCGUCAACCGACUGACAGGGCAUGACGUGGCCAUGCUGGCUCAGCACCUUAACAACCCCUUGGACGUAGUGGUGUUCCACGAGCUUCGGCAACCCAAAGCUCCGGAUAGCUGUAACAUGGGGAGUCUACCCAACGGAGGCUGCGAGUACCUGUGUCUCAAAGCUCCCCAGAUAACUGAGCACUCGCCCAAGUACACCUGCGCCUGCCCUGAUGAUGCAGAGCUGGGUCCAGACAUGCGCCGCUGUGUCACAGUGGUCAAACCCAAGUCUACAACAACCACCACUACACCUUCUACAAGUACUACAACAGAACCUACAACCACCACUCCUGCCUCUACUACCACUUUUUCCACCACCAACACCAUCAUCACCCCUACUACCACCAGUACUACCACCCAGAGUACUUCCAGUUCCUCCACCAGUACUGCCACCUCUACUACUCCAGUUACUUCAACUACUGCUGCCAUUACAUCUACUCAAACAAAAACACACAGCACUGUACACACAAAACCUCCCGUUCUAUCAACCACACUGCCUUCUACUACCACACAAUCAUCUUCAACUUCAUUCUCCACGACAAGCAGCACCCAGACCAGCACCACGCAACACUGGCAACAACUGCAUACCUCCACCCAGAGACCUGCAGACAGCAGUUCAACCACUGGCACAACCACCACCACCACGUCUGAGACCAACAAGGCGAAAGGAGACAACACAAAUCUCUCACAUCGUGCUGCAAGUGAUCACUUCCUCCUGGGUAACAACAUAACUGUGGCAGUUCUGGGUAUUGUCAUCCCUAUAGUUCCUAUCCUUGCCACAGUGGUCAUCGGCCUGCUGUGUACCGGAGGCUACCUGGUCUGGCGCAACUGGAGGCGGCGGAACACCAAGAGCAUGAACUUCGACAACCCAGUGUACCGCAAGACCACGGAGGACGACGACGACGACGAGAUCCACAUCGGCCGCAGCGAGCAGAUCGGACACGUCUACCCAGCCGUGAGUGGCAGCGCCAGACAGCCCUUCAUAGCCCUGCCCUUAGGGAGCAGCAUCCCCGAUCCGGCUGCUCACUGGUACUCAGGGGCACCCAUGUUAACAAGCACCAAGUGAGGACUGGAAAGAUUUAGGGUUUAGUGCGGGCAAAAAGAGACCAGGGCCAAGCCGGGCACGGCCAGCACAUGCUGGUCUUAGGAGAGGAUAUCAUGAGAUCAUGCUGCAGCACUAGAUAUGCACAUAUUCUCAUAUUUCUAAUACAUACACACAUAUACAUAUACAUACACAUACAUAUAUAUAUUUACUGACCCCAUCCUUCAUCCACAACAUAAAAUAAUAUUUUUCUUUUCACAUUUCACCACAUAUAUUUUCAUUCAUUCAUACAUUGUAUGUUAGAAUUGAAUCACAAGUUUGCUGUGCUUCCAUUCAGAAGCAUAGCAUUCGGGUUCUCAGUUUGGUUCUGUGGCGGUACGUGUCUGAGCAUGAUAUUUUUCUGUUUGAUGUUUGAUAACUUGGACGUGAUGAUCCUCCCAGAGCACUUGAGUUGCGUUGUUUAUUCAGUGUGGCUGAGGUAGGAAUGGGUAAUGAGCACCUUAGAUGACUGGACAAUCUUUUUUGAGGAAACGUGUUUGUUUUGUCAUUAGUUUCUGUUGAUUAGUCAGAUAUUUGGUUCAUUCUUUCAUACAUGCAUUGAUUGAUAAUAUCUUAGUAAUCACAAGCCUGAAUUUGCAAGGAGCUUUGCAAGAAAGGAAGGAGCAGGUGAAGUCGAGGAGAAAUGUGUCGCAAUGUUCUAGAUUUCUAGAAUAGGUAGUGGAAGGAAUGGCAGCUCUUGCUAGUAGGAUGAGAACAAUUAAACAGGGACAGGGAGGAUAGCUUCAGUGUCAAGAUGAGUGUAGACUCGCCUUCUAAGGCAUAGUAAAGGAGGAUUCUGAGCAGUUUGAGCUGCAGGCUGCUGUUUCCCAGUCAGUGGGUUAGUGCUUAGUUGAGAUAGAGCUGUCACUGGGGCUCAGACUGGGAGACGGCUAUCCCAGUGACUGAACAGCAGAACAGGAUUCCCUCCAGUGCUUCAGUGGAGAUGUGCUGGGGGCGUAAUCUGCCUAUUGGACGUCUCUGAGCCUGUGACUCGUCUUCCAGUGGUUUGCCCCAGCACUCACAUACACAAACAUAAUGUAUCUCCCUCCAGUCUUCUCUCUCUCUCUCUUUCUCUCUGUCUCUCUCUGUGUCUCUCUUUUUACUUCUUUCUUUCCUUCUCUAUUAAUGUCUUCUUUCUUCCCUUCUUCUGUCCUUCCUUCAUCCACCCUUUCUCAAGCACAGUGUGUAUGUAACAUUAUUUUUUUUGUUGUUUGUGUUUUUUUUUUAUCUGCUCUCUGCAGCGUGUGGCGCUCAGUAUGGAGGAUGAUGGAUUCCCCUGAGGCCAUUUUCUACUUCCCUCCUCAUCACCCUACCUCCCUCCCUCCCUACAUCCCUCUCUCCCUCCCUCCCUGUGUCCAUCCAUCCUCUCGUCUCGGGCCCGUGGUCUCCUGGGGAGACUGCAGCACUACACAGGGAUGCACACAGAGAGAGAAAGAGAGAGCGCAGACGACAUACACACUCAAACACAUGCUCUCCAUGACUGUGACAGAGAGCUACUGGACAAACUGGGUUUGUUUUGUAGUGUCUGAGUUUAUAGCUAUAAGCCAAUAGCUCUUCUUUCUGAAUCAGUAGUUACUACAGACUAACAAUAACCUCUAUUUGUACUUUGUAGAUUCUGAUGUAGAUUCUCACUGCUGCAUCUUUCUGUUAGAACAUAGAACAGUAGUAGUGAAUGCUGCUUCAUGAUGACUAACCUUUACAGACAUGUACUUCUUAAUCUCCUGGUGGAGGCUGCUGCAGCUUGCACCACAGGAAUGGCCUGCUGUGUCGUAUUAAUUAGCUUUUUGUUUUUUGGCUGGUGUAAACAUGCUAAGCCUGUUUUGGUGGCUGAGCCGUGAAGGCAGAAGUGGGGCUCCUCGUGGGCAUGAAUGUGCCGGAGGGCAAUAACACAGCUAACUGCAGGGCACAGCUCAGGGGAGGAGGGAAUAGUGGCUAAUCUGCCCUAUUGGCAUGAGAUGUCCAUAGCAUUUACACUGAAUGGUGAUCAGGGGGCAUAGAAUUUACAUGCAUAAUGUACAGUAUCUAUGUGCAAGUCUGACACAAACAGAACAGAACUGUCUGAAGAGUUUAGGGUUUAAACUCUAAACUGUAUCUACACCUAAAGAAAAGGCUUGGUUUGUAUGGAACUGUGUUGAAAUUUUAAACAGGCUUAAGUAACUAAUGAGUAAGUCGUAAAAGUUAAUGUCAGCAAUCUUCCAGUACCACAUCAACUGUACUUAGAUGUCUUCCAUACAUAAUGGAUCCAGGCGCAAUCCUUCAUGAUUUUUUAACCUGUCAUAUGAGGACAUGAGGCAGGACAGGAAGGCCUGCUCUCUGUUUUCUGCUACUGUACAUUUAUACAUUAAUCUCUGACUUCUCUCAACACACCAGCACUGGGUCUUCCAUGUCCCAAAGCUCGCUAUUCCUGAGCUCUUCCCAGCCUCAUCAUCUGCAGGGAUUUAAAACUGACUUAUUGCUCCUGCACAGGUCUCCAUUGCCAGUUCAGUGUUUGGCUUAUUUUGUUUUUUGUUUUUUUUACUUCUAUUAUUCAUAUAAUCCAUUCUAUAUUUUUGUGCACUGAGUUGAUAAAACACUUAAACAAAUACAGUUAUUAUUUUUAAGAUCAGAACUGAAACAAAGCCCUCCUCCUGCAUCAGGUUUGACUGUAAGGCUACUGAAAAUGGCACUAAAACCCUGUGCUAGGACAAAAUUGUCCACAAGAUUAAUCAUAGAUUACAUUCUCUGUCUCUCUGCCUGUUUUUUGAACCGUGCAUAUGAGCUUCCUGUUCAUAUCCGGGUCCGUCAUGCUGAACCCAUCCGGUACAGUCCACAAGAUGAAUGAGUGAUCAUUAAUCUCUGUACCACUCCAUCUCUGUGACGCUGCUCGGCUGAUUGGACACCUGUAAGAGGCAGGUUCAAAUUUGUCCUGAUAAUGUAAUGAAGGCCUGAAGGCAAGAGAGUCAAGCUGGCACACUGCUGUACAGUGAUGUGGAAACUUUUUUUUUUCAAGUGUCAUUGUAAAAGACUUACGCAUGCAUGUCUGUCACUGUUGCAGACUGUACUGCUCUGACACAGCUCAAAUAAGAAACAUUUUCUCAUUAUUAUCUUGAUAUGGAGAGAGUGAAGUGAUUCGAGAUGUGACAUUCUUGCCAAAAUUGAAGAUUCUUCUUCUGGGUUAAAAGCGCAGAAUUGAUUUUUUUUAUACACUGGUUGAGAAUUCUUUGGCUUGUGUGUUUUCUCUUUAAGCGAUCUCUUUUUGGCAAACAGGGUAUGUGAGACUGGUGACUCCUCAUCAUCUGAGUGUGAGUGUGUGUGUGUGUAUGUGUAUGUUGUGGUGCACUGUGUGCCGUGUGUGGGUGGCCUUGCAUCUGGAGUGCCUGUUUGUUCUCGGCCCUCUCCGCUAUUCUCUCCUGCGACAUGCCUAGUAAAGCGCAGAGCUUGUACAACACCUUCGACAUUUCAAAGAGAACUCCUCCAAUAAGCUACUGUAUGUUUACUAGUGUAGGAGUCGACCGGUCAAGGUUCUUUCAGCAUGAAUUGUAAGAGAAGCACGCAAGAGAGGGAGAGGUGGAUGCGUAUGAAGCUUGCUCUGUAAUUGCGUCGGGUUGUAUGUUUUGCUUUAGCGUAUGAACUCUGAUGGAUACGCUGGCAUGGGCCCCCACACACUCACUGUUCUUGCAGAUUUCCAUUGUUUUGGAUGGCAGCUCUGGCAUGAAUUUGAUCUUUCGGGCUGAUCUGAAGCUGGCAGAUUUGUCCUUAUCGUUGUUGCAUUUGUAGUCACUGUUUUUAGUGGGUGCUGUUUCAUGUGGACCUGUUUGGAACACAGUGUAGGAAGCAUUUUGUCGCUGUCAUAUCAAAACCUCCUUUUUUUGUUUGUGUUUUUUGAAAAUGCCAGCUGUGCUUUACAUUGUGUGAACAUGUCAUGAUGAUAAGUGGAUCAAUAGGAAUGGUCCUCGAUAAAAUAAAUAGUGUUACAUAAACAUGCACUAAAGCUACUGACAAAACCAUUUUAUGUUUUGGUAUGACAGCGACAAGUUGAAAUAUUCAAAUUGAAACUUGUUUGAUAAUAAGACCUUUUGUAACAUUGCUACAGUAAUAGAUUAGAUUUGUAAUGUUCUGAUGUUACAUAACUUACUUCAGAUACUUCUUUGACUCCAGGUCUAAUAAUGUGAACGACAUAGGUCUCAGAUUCUUAGGAAUCUUAGACGAGCAAUACAGGGUAAUAAUACUUGUCUUUCUCCAGACUAAGUCUGGCUGUUUGUGUGUUUUUUGUAUGUGUACAUAAAUGUAUACAGUUAGUGUUUCUGCUUUUUGAGGUCAGAGUACUGCACAAACAUCCUUUUGUAAGUCACCAUGACUCCAUAACUUCAUGGGUUUAUCAGGUGCUGCUCUGGCGUUGGGAUAUGAACACGUUAUCAAGCGUAAUUUAUUGCGCAGUCCCAUAAAGUUUAAGAAGAAGAGUUUUGCAUCUCUCAGCUGAUACUCACCCUCUGUAGACCGCUACCAGUGCUUUAGCGACCUUUCUGCAUUCUUACUCUAUGCAUUUAUAAUGGUAAUCCCUGCCGUCCUAUGGUGCAGUGCAGGGUUGCACCGUGCUGCUUCUCCAUCUCUAGCCAUCGUGACUAACAUCCAUUUUAACCAUCUCCAACCUUCUUACCAUCUGCUCAUUCUUAGCUCAUACUCAUCCUUCUCAUGGCCCCUCAAACCGUGUUAACCAUGUUGUGUUCGAAAGGGCUAGCUUUUCCUCCACAUGGGGAAAAAAUAAGAAAACACACCGGACAAACUGGACAAAUGAGCCAGAUGCUCUCCUGGAACUGUACAGCGCUCCCUCCUCAGAGUCAAGACUACAAGAGACUUCAACAGCAAAGCCCUCCCAAGUGAUUUGACUUGUUAAAGGUAUAUCUGGUGACUCACCUGUAAAGCUUGGUCCUCCUCACCCCGGUGACAUUCCUAUCGGUUCGCUUUGUGGUCUGUGGAUAUAAUGACCUCCAUUUUGAUUUCCCUUGUGAGAUCGUGUACUACUUGAAGAAAUGUCCAGGCAUAUAUAUUUCUUUUUUUUUCCUUCAUAUGUCGAUAUACAGUAUCAGGAAGCAUGAGGAAGGGUUUUCUUUUUAUGAUUAUUCAAGCAACACAUCCAUUCCACAGCCGUUUCCAAGACAUUUUCUACACUGUUUGUUGCACAAACUUUUUCGAGAAGCCUUCUGCACUGUGUAAAUGAUUACAUGGGGGGAGGGGGUGACAGGAGCUGUCCACUGGUUUUGAAUCAUGAUUUGUAAAUACGUUUUCAUACAGCAAAACUUUUGAUAAUGUUUUGAACAUUUCUUUAAAAAGGAUAUGUAUAUUAGCCUCCUGGAGAAGAAGAAAAAAAAGUGUAGACCAUAUAUUGAAUUUAUUUGUACACAAGAGAUUUCUGGAUUUCUUUACUACUUGAUUGUAACUAAAAUUAAUCUGCCAAAGUGUUUUUAUUUUAUUUUUUUCUGUCUUUUUAAUUUAAUUAGCUUUUUAACAGUAAAUCAAUUCAGAAAUAGGCAUUUGUGUUAUAUUUAAUUCUAUUUAAUAGAUUGUGUUCUUUGUUGAAAGAAAGAAUUAUCAGUUUAAUUUAUUGGUGCCUUGUUUGGAUUUAUGUAUUUUACUUUUUUCUGUGUUUGUGUCUGUGUAGUUUUUUUUUUUUUUUUAGUUUUAUUAUUCUUUCUUUUGGGGGUGGCUUUUAACUUAGUGACACUGUACUUACAUGGAAUAUCUGUACUGUAUGCCAAAAUGGUCUCACUCACGUUUGUAUGGAAAUCGAGCUGUUGAUAAAUAUCUCUAUAUAUUGAUAUAUUAAAUUGAUAAAAUCAAAA
This is a messenger RNA of Astyanax mexicanus (Mexican tetra), 9130 nucleotides long. It is a transcript of the gene lrp8, whose product is annotated as low density lipoprotein receptor-related protein 8, apolipoprotein e receptor. The coding region runs from base 174 to 3296 and encodes 1040 amino acids. NCBI's taxonomy places the organism in Eukaryota, Metazoa, Chordata, Actinopteri, Characiformes, Acestrorhamphidae. Gene Ontology annotation, molecular function: protein binding; calcium ion binding. The transcript is spliced from 18 exons. The record is from RefSeq and is a predicted model, not a curated record.